Molecule: messenger RNA, 548 nt
Organism: Phlebotomus papatasi
Lineage: Eukaryota; Metazoa; Arthropoda; Insecta; Diptera; Psychodidae
Gene: Ssb-c31a
Product: RNA polymerase II transcriptional coactivator
Exons: 3
Coding region: 106-426 (106 amino acids)
Biological process (GO): positive regulation of transcription initiation by RNA polymerase II
Cellular component (GO): nucleus; transcription regulator complex
Molecular function (GO): DNA binding; transcription coactivator activity
Source: RefSeq, a predicted model, not a curated record
UGCAGUUUGGCGCAAGUUGUUGACGCAUUAAUCCAGUGAAGUACAAGCCCAUUUUUAAUUACAUUUUCCCGUGAUAUUCUGCUGUGCAGCGUCUAGAAAUUCAGAAUGCCGAAGAACAAGAAGGAAGCCAGCUCUUCUGAUAGCGAUUCUGGUCCGGAAGACAGGACUCCGGCGCCAAAAAAGACCAAAACGGACGAGAAGAAGCAGUCAUCAUCGUCCGGAAACGAUUCAAACGUCGAAUGGCAUCUCGAUGGAAAAAGGUAUGUUAAAAUCAAUGAAUUCAGGGGCCGCCAGAUGGUGGAUAUCCGAGAGUACUAUGAGAAGGAUGGGGAACUACUUCCCGGCAAGAAGGGGAUCAGUCUUACUCCACUUCAGUGGAAGAAGCUCCUUGGGCUUGGGGAUGAAAUAAAUAAGCAGCUCAACUGAGAGGCUUACAGGGCCACUUCAACCACAAAAAACUGGAUUUUUCAUCUUUUAUUACUUGAAAUAUUUUGUUAAUAUGAAAGUUCUUGUGCAUUCUUGAAUAAUUACAGCACAUUCUUUGCUUA